Molecule: messenger RNA, 1763 nt
Organism: Somion occarium
Lineage: Eukaryota; Fungi; Basidiomycota; Agaricomycetes; Polyporales; Cerrenaceae
Source: the annotation of a GenBank genome assembly
AGGGUUGAAUGGGGACUUAACCUCGGCUAUUAGACAUGAGUCGCUGAUCCCUCCCAGCCUUGUACACAAUCUAUCAAACGUCGCUGUGUUGGUAGGAUCCUACGUGUACCUUUUUCCCUACCGCCUCUCAAGAUCUCACGGAAGCAUGCUGCCACCAACACGUCGGUCAACGGUAGCCAUAGAGAUUUCACUUUCCAGAUUUUGAACCUGUGUUUCGGUGUAUAUUCUGUGAGUACGUGUUUCGAUGCCUGGUCAAGUUCGACCCGUCAUGUCGAAUGCGAUCUUCGUAAUUGGCUAUCCAUGCCAUCGGGUCGAUUGUUGGCUGUGUGUCGGUUAUGUGUUCUGUACCCAUCACUGAAUGCUUUGACCUACGCCGCAGUUUCGAGGAGUAUAAAGACCAUGGAUCGACCGUCGUUGGAAAGCAUCUCUCGCCCAUUCUUUAUUAUUGGGUUCAUUACUUUCUGCCCUGGUUCAAGCCCUCUUUUCUUGAACUACUUUUAUUGAAUCGCCAUCACCUUCAAACAACUUUAACUUCGAACUUCUUACCUUUGAUAUGGCGUUCAAGUCGCUCUUUGCUUUAACUGCUAUUGUGGCAUCCUUGAGUUCUGCUAAUGCUGCUAUAACUCGACGUGUGGCUUGCCCUGAUGGCAAGAACACUGCAACCAACGAGGCUUGCUGCGCCUUGUUCGCGAUUCGUGACGACAUUCAGGCGAACCUGUUCGACGGUGGCGAGUGUGGCGAAGAGGUGCAUGAAUCCCUCCGUCUCGCCUUCCACGAUGCUAUUGGCAUUGGUGCUGCCGGUGGUGGAGGUGCUGAUGGGUCUAUUAUCACUUUCCUUGAGACAGAGACCAAGUACCCUGCGAACUUGGGUACCGAUGAGAUCGCCGAAAAGCAAGCUGGUCUCAUUGCCAAGCACAACAUCACCGCUGGUGACUUUAUUCAGUUUGCUGGCGCUGUUGGUGUCAGCAACUGCCCUGGAGCUCCCCAGCUUGAUUUCUUCUUAGGACGUCCCACUGCAACGGCUGUUCCACCCGAUGGUCUCGUUCCAGAACCCUUUGAUUCCGUUGACAAGAUCCUCGCCCGUUUUGCUGAGGCGGGAGGUUUCAGUCCAGAGGAAGUCGUUGCUCUUUUGGCCUCUCACUCCAUUGCUGCGGCCGACCACGUUGACCCGACUAUUCCGGGAAGUCCAUUCGAUUCGACGCCCGGUACUUUCGAUACGCAAUUUUUCGUUGAGACUCAACUUCGUGGCACGCUCUUCCCUGGUACUGCCAACAACCAAGGAGAAGUUCAGUCGCCUUUGGCUGGCGAGAUUCGUCUCCAAUCCGACGCUGACUUUGCUAGAGACAGCCGGACGGCUUGCGAAUGGCAAUCCUUCGUUAACAACCAAGCAAAGAUGAUGAGCGCGUUCAAGGCGGCGAUGCUUAAGCUGUCUGUGCUCGGUAACGACAUCAACAACAUGGUGGACUGUUCGGAGGUGAUUCCUGUCCCACCUACCUUCAACAAGGCUGCCACUUUCCCCGCCGGCCUUACCAUCGCCGACGUUGAGCAAGCUUGUGAAAGCACUCCCUUCCCUACGCUCUCCACUGACCCCGGUCCAGUUACAUCUGUUCCUCCUGUCCCUGCAUCUUAAGGAUAUGGACCUUCUGGCGGAGACUUCAGGGCGGAUUGCACUUUACUAUUGUUACAUAAUUCGAGGGCAUCAUCAGUAGUCAUUUGGGUGUACAUGGACUAUCUAUCUAUUCAUUAUAUUUUGUCGCAUAUUC